AUGCUGUUCACUUAUUUUCUUACAUUUAGAGCCUACGAAUUCCUUGGCAGCAACCCGAUUAUCUCCAGCAUCCUUAAACAAAAAGUAUUCUUUAGUCUCCGCUUCACAUUCGUUCUGGCAUUUUUAUUGCUGGCAAUAUUUUUUAUCUAUCUAUCUAUCUAUCUAUCUAUCUAUCUAUCUAUCUAUCUAUCUCACACCUCUUAUUCCUUUGCUUUCGUUUUCGCUUUUCUCCCUAUCUAUUCCUCGUUUCUUCUUCUUCUUCUUCUUCUUCUUCUUCUUCUUCUUCUUUCCUCCGCCUUUUCCUCCUCUUCAUCCUUAUUUUCGCAGACGCUAUUCUUAUUGCUGGUAAUAUUUUUUUUUAUCUAUCUAUCUAUCUAUCUAUCUAUCUAUCUAUCUAUCUAUCUAUCUAUCUAUCUUUUGGUUGGAUUCUUAUUGCUGGUAAUAUUUUUUUUUAUCUAUCUAUCUAUCUAUCUAUCUAUCUAUCUAUCUAUCUAUCUAUCUAUCUAUCUAUCUUUUGGUUGGAUUCUUAUUGCUGGUAAUAUUUUUUUUUAUCUAUCUAUCUAUCUAUCUAUCUAUCUAUCUAUCUAUCUAUCUAUCUAUCUAUCUUUUGUCUGGCUCAAUCUACCUCUCUCUCUCUCUCUCUCUCUCUCUCUCUGUGUGUGUGUGUAA
Messenger RNA from Acanthosepion pharaonis, 669 nucleotides. NCBI's taxonomy places the organism in Eukaryota, Metazoa, Mollusca, Cephalopoda, Sepiida, Sepiidae. The record is from the annotation of a GenBank genome assembly.